AUGAAGAAGCACCCAAGCUGCACUAAUAGUGUCCCGCCCAAGUUGUCACCUCAUUGGCCAAAGAACACGAUGGCCGCGGCGACCAGCGGCUCUACGUCCUUCGUUCCCACUCUUGUGCUUGCGAGACGUCUUCACUCGACUGAAUAUCUGACGUCAGUCACGGCCAAGGAUGACAACGAGGUCAUCGUUCUGACAAGAGCACUUGUCUACAAUGUUACAUUCUUAGGUCUGUCAAAGGGGACCAUGUUCUCUACGAUCGACGACGAAUACUUGACCAAAACAACCCUCCUUGUGUUUCCUUACCUGCUGGCAUGCAAGAGCGGUAUCUCCAAGGAAAUGUUUAGUAUCGUGUACGACAUAAAUAAACCUGAGCGCAAGGCGUUGGCUCAAAAGCUGUCCUCGGCGCUAUAUGAUGUAGCGGGAAGCAAUCGUAGUCCAGAAGCAAUGGCUUCCGAGUGUCUAUCUAAAACGAGUAUCUGGAAGAAUGGAAAGCGCAUUCGAAUAGUCUCCACCAGUCCAUUAGAAGCAGUUCACCCCAAGUUGAGAAAGUUGUUCGGUCGGAUGGUGUCGAUUGAAGUAAGCAUGCGUAUCCACGACAUUUUCCUGCUAAAGCAUAACCUGAAGACCGGAGCAAAGUAUAAGCGCAACCCAUCAUUUGCAGAGUUUGAUUUCAUUACGUUGAGCCAAGCAAUUGUUUAUUGCCGUGAUGUGCUGCCGGAUUCAUCCCAGACAGAGUACUUGUACAAGUUGUUAACCCGCCAACCUUCUCAAACUAGCAUUCAAGAGCGCUUGCGACCUGGUGGUGCUCAGUUGGAGUCAAUCGUCAGUGGGAACGCUUGUACAACCUGA
This is a messenger RNA of Phytophthora nicotianae INRA-310, 849 nucleotides long. RefSeq lists its product as hypothetical. The transcript is spliced from 6 exons. Bases 1 to 849 code for a protein of 282 amino acids. The record is from RefSeq and is a predicted model, not a curated record. NCBI's taxonomy places the organism in Eukaryota, Oomycota, Peronosporomycetes, Peronosporales, Peronosporaceae.